Molecule: messenger RNA, 2377 nt
Organism: Cherax quadricarinatus
Lineage: Eukaryota; Metazoa; Arthropoda; Malacostraca; Decapoda; Parastacidae
Source: RefSeq, a predicted model, not a curated record
AUGAGCAAAUUCACUGAUGACAAUAAGAUCGGUAGGAUAACUGAUUCAGAGGAAGAUGUUACGGAACUUCAGGAGGAUUUAGACAGUUUACGAACUAGCCUUGAGUUCUACAACUCACUCGCAAGGGAGGGGACAUCACUUAAAAUACGACUGUGUCCUCCACAGGGAGGGACAUCACUUAAGGUACGACUGUGUCCUCCACAGGGAGGGACAUCACUUAAGGUACGACUGUGUCCUCCACAGGGAGGGACUCUCAUUAAGGUACGACUGUGUCCUUCACAGGGAGGGACAUCACUUAAGGUACGACUGUGUCCUCCACAGGGAGGGACAUCACUUAAGGUACGACUGUGUCCUUCACAGGGAGGGACAUCACUUAAGAUACGACUGUGUCCUCCACAGGGAGGGACAUCACUUAAGAUACGACUGUGUCCUUCACAGGGAGGGACAUCACUUAAGAUACGACUGUGUCCUUCACAGGGAGGGACAUCACUUAAGAUACGACUGUGUCCUUCCACAGGAGGGACAUCACUUAAGUACGACUGUGUCCUUCACAGGGAGGGACAUCACUUAAGUACGACUGUGUCCUCCCACAGGGAGGGACAUCACUUAAGGGUACGACUGUGUCCUUCACAGGGAGGGACAUCACUUAAGAUACGACUGUGUCCUUCACAGGGAGGGACAUCACUUAAGAUACGACUGUGUCCUUCACAGGGAGGGACAUCACUUAAGGAUACGACUGUGUCCUUCCACAGGGAGGGACAUCACUUAAGGAGUGAGUCGCCGGUCUCUCCUCGCGAGAGAUUCCAAGAUGCUCGCGAUAAGUUCCGUUCUCUGGAGCGUGAUUGGCAGCGUUCUGAUCGCCCUGAGUGCCACGCCCGCCCUCAGGUGCACGCGGGUGUCUGCCGCACCCCGUCGUGGGAGCACAAACCCGGGGCAGGGGGCAGGGAUACCCGCGCCCCGCACGAACACGCAACUCGCGACGAAGGAGUCUGGCCGAAAAGCGACCGCGAUACUGGGUACGGCUCUCGCGAUGGUUUGUUGCGGGAGCGGCCGCGAGGCCGUGAGUACGACCGCGGAUACGGUACGUGUGAUACCCGGGAUUCCGAGCCGUGGCACUGUGCUGGUAGCCCCAGUCGGGUACCUCGUGGUCGUAGUCCCACUAAGGACUACAGAGUACCACGGGUCAAGUCCCCCGAACGACCCGACUACCACAGAGCCAAGUCCAUGCACGACCUCAACCAGCGAUCCGUCAACGAAGAUGAUCCGCGAAGCUGUAACGAUCCUCGCAGACGAUCCAUGUACGACACCGCUGAGGAUCCCAGACCGCUGCGAGAGAGUCGCUCCGACAGAAGGUAUCGCUCGCAAGCCAGCCUUCGCCGGCGGAACUCCUGCAGUUCCGGUUCCUGCCCCUCCGUGGACAGCUACAACGAAAUUCCCGAUACCCGAAGAUUUCCCGGCCUGGACCGGGCCACGGCCCGCCCGGACCCUCUAGAAACCACACGCGGUCCAACCCACUUCAUCCAUGUUAACAAACGAACGUACGACUAUCCUGUCAACGGCGGCACGGCUGCCGUUCACAUCAAUCGUGCCCAGCAUGACGACUACCGUCGUUUCCGCUACGACCACACGACUACGCCACAGUUCAUUCGUACGACCUCCGUGCCUGCUGCUCACUAUUAAAACCACCUUGAGAAACAAGACAGCGCGCAAUAAAGACCGUCUUUGUACAUGUAUGGUACACAGUACCCACAAGAUGUAGAACUAGACAUGUACGCAAUAUCUGGGUAUCUUUAUUGUAGACCUUUCGCCAUCCAGUGGCUUUGUCAAUACAAAUUCGAGGACAUAAUGAGAAGAUUGUAGACUGUAUAGAAAAGACGAGGUAAUCAGUCCCUGAGUCUUGGAGUUGGUGAUGACCACCGUAGUCUUAGAGGCUCUGAAGCACAGACAGGAAGACUGGUGUUUAUAUACUGGCGAGACUUCCUAUCUGUGCCUCAGAGUCUUCAAGACUACUGUGGUCAUCACCAUCUCCAAGACUCAAGGACUGAUUACCUCAAACUCUUUCUGAUCUUCAACCAUUCUCCUCUGUAUUGAACUAAGGACGCCCAAAUGGUACGUUAAAAACGGUAUAAAAUACCAACAAACUGAAGAUUAAUGACACGUACAACAGUUAGGUAUCGUUAUUGUUGAAGUGUUUGGUCUACCCAGCAGAGUUCUUCAGUCAAAUACAGAGGCAGAAGAUAUAGUGAACUCUGGUAUGAUGGAAUUAUACCCAAGUGUUGCAUACAUGUCUAAUACAUCACAUGUGUCUUGUUUAUCAAGUGGUCGUUACAAGACAGCAUCAUCCUGCUGUCGUCACCAAGACAGCAUCAUCCUGCUG